AGGAAGGUAGUAAGAGAGAAGAGGAUCAUACGACUUUACUCUUACAACGACGCGACGGCCCCAACACUCACUUUCUUAUCUUAAAUACUCUUCAGAAACGGACAUCCCAAUGCUUGGAUUCGAUUAACCUCUCUCUCUCUCCUUCUUCAUGGUUCAUGGGUUUAAGUGCUUUGUUACUUUAACCCCACUGCCCACUUACACACUCGCCAAGUAUUCUCCUUCUCUUUAUUUAACACCCUUACCAAAAUAUUAUACCAGGCUACUUCUCCUUUUGCUCUUUCUCCUUCUCCAGUUGUAGAGACAGUCUCUCUGUUGCUGUAGUGACCUGGAAUCUCUUCCUUAUGGAAGGAAAUGUUCCUUAGAUUUCCAAGUUUGAAAAUACGGAGGUUGCAAUAAGACAGUUUGAGGGUUCUUGGCCAUUUGAGAUCCUACAGGUUAAAAAUGAUGAUGUUUGAUGAAAUGGGAUUUUGUGGUGAUAUGGAUUUCUUCUCUGCUCCUCUUGGGGAAGAUGUGACCGCUCCACAAGCUGACCCAGAGCCUACUGUGGAGGAUGAUUACAGUGACGAGGAUACUGAUGUUGAUGAGCUUGAGCGUAGGAUGUGGAGGUACAAGAUGCGUAUUAAAAGGGUGAAAGAGCAGAACAAGAAUAAGGAAGGUAUCGAUAUUGCUAAGCAGCGGCAGUCUCAGGAGCAGGCUAGGAGGAAGAAGAUGUCUAGGGCACAAGAUGGUAUCUUAAAAUAUAUGUUGAAGAUGAUGGAAGUUUGUAAAGCUCAGGGUUUUGUUUAUGGGAUUAUCCCAGAGAAAGGAAAGCCAGUGACUGGGGCUUCUGAUAAUCUUCGAGAGUGGUGGAAGGAUAAAGUCAGGUUUGAUCGAAAUGGUCCGGCUGCUAUAGCGAAGUACCAAGCAGACAAUUCGAUCCCAGGCAAGAAUGAGGGUUGUAAUACUAUUGGUCCAACCCCACACACACUGCAGGAACUUCAAGAUACAACUCUGGGUUCACUCUUAUCGGCACUGAUGCAGCACUGUGACCCUCCUCAGAGGCGAUUUCCAUUGGAGAAAGGUGUUCCUCCGCCAUGGUGGCCCGCUGGAAAUGAAGAGUGGUGGCCUCAACUAGGCUUACCAAAGGAUCAGGGCCCUCCACCUUACAAGAAGCCUCAUGACUUGAAGAAGGCAUGGAAGGUGGGGGUUCUCACUGCAGUCAUUAAGCAUAUGUCUCCUGACAUUGCCAAGAUUCGUAAGCUUGUGAGACAGUCCAAGUGUUUGCAGGACAAGAUGACAGCCAAGGAAAGUGCUACUUGGCUUGCAAUUAUCAACCAAGAGGAGGCCUUGGCCCGAGAGCUUUACCCCAACUCCUGCCCGACUCUGUCAUCAGCUGGGGGGAGUGGGUCUUUGGUCAUUCAUGAUUGCAGUGAGUAUGAUGUUGAAGGGGUUGAAGAUGAGCCAAACUUCGAUGUAGUGGAGUACAAACCUGAGAAUAUCAGUUCUUCCAAUCUGGGAAUGGAGAGGAUGAGGGACAGGCUGCCACUUCUACAACCUUAUCCAAUUAAGGGGGAAAUUAUCACCAAUGUUGAUUUUAUUAGAAAGAGAAAGCCAUCCACCGAUAUAAACAUGAUGGUGGAUCAGAAGAUAUAUACAUGCGAGUUUGUUCAAUGUCCUUACAGCCAACUCCGCCUGGGUUUCCAUGACAGGACAUCUAGGGACAAUCAUCAAUUAACUUGCCCAUACAGAAGCUCUUCUUUAGAGUUUGCAGGUUCAAAUUUUCAUGUUAAUGAAGUGAAGCCUGUGAUCUUUCCUCAACCCUGUGCUCAAUCGAAGCCUGCUGCUCCAAUGAUGAAUACAGGUGCAACUGCCUUUGAUCUAUCAGGAGUUCCGGAAGAUGGGCAAAAGAUGAUCAGUGAGCUCAUGUCAAUCUAUGACAAUAACAUCCAAGGCAACAAGAACACAAAUUCUGGCAACAAUGGAGUCACUGAAAAUCACAAUAUUUUCCAGCCAAAAAUUCACCACCAACCUGACAAUUACUUCCGAGGUCCAGGCAAUGUGAUCGAGGGAAAUAUCUUUGAGGACUCGAACAUCCACAAUAACCAUCAGAUGUUUUCACAGGAUGGUUGUCAAUUUGACAGGUUUAAAGCUUUGAAUUCUGCAUUUGAGAGCAAUCAGCAGAACAACAACAACAAUAACAGCAAUAGCUUCAAUCUGAUGUUCGGGUCUCCAUUUGAUCUGCCUUCAUUUGACUACAAAGAGGACUUACAGGGCCUGGCAAUGGAUUCUUUGCCAAAGCAGCAGGAUGUUUCAAUCUGGUUCCAGUAAAAAAGUACAGUCACCGUACAAGAACUUUUACGUUCUAUUGGGAUGACCUAUCUUAGUCUUAUUAGCCUCUGCAAACCAGUGAGCUUUCACUGGAUAAAAACUAUUAUCAGUUACUGUAUUUCCCUGAUCUGGUAGGCCUAGAACUUGUUAGAUAGUUAAAGCAGGGGAGUGAAAUGGGCUAAUAAAGAGAUUAGCAAGUCCCAUAAAUUUACUCCUGCUGUUGAUUACUAUACAUAAUGCGACUGUGAAAUAAAUAAGUAUUAGCUAUGUUUUGUGGGUUUGGGGGGUUGUUCUUUGUUUCAUCAGAUCGGAUCAGAUCAACCAUUGUGGUUAGGAAUGUGAUGGAAGGUCUUUGUUUAAAUUGUCUUGUAAUGGGUACAUGUUGUUUGGUUCUCGCUGAAUGAAAAGGGUUGUCUUUUUGUGAA
This is a messenger RNA of Hevea brasiliensis (rubber tree), 2732 nucleotides long. RefSeq names its product protein ETHYLENE INSENSITIVE 3. Bases 442 to 2307 code for a protein of 621 amino acids. NCBI's taxonomy places the organism in Eukaryota, Viridiplantae, Streptophyta, Magnoliopsida, Malpighiales, Euphorbiaceae. The transcript has 2 exons. The record is from RefSeq and is a predicted model, not a curated record. Gene Ontology annotation, cellular component: nucleus. Gene Ontology annotation, molecular function: DNA binding; DNA-binding transcription factor activity.